Molecule: messenger RNA, 2541 nt
Organism: Brachypodium distachyon (stiff brome)
Lineage: Eukaryota; Viridiplantae; Streptophyta; Magnoliopsida; Poales; Poaceae
Product: poly(A)-specific ribonuclease PARN
Exons: 7
Coding region: 76-2265 (729 amino acids)
Cellular component (GO): cytoplasm
Molecular function (GO): 3'-5'-RNA exonuclease activity; RNA binding
Source: RefSeq, a predicted model, not a curated record
UUUACUCGACCCAUCCGUUCACGGUAAAAUCGAGCCCAACCCACUGCCCGCCUCCACCCUCCAUCGACGGCGGCCAUGCAGAGCAGCCGCCGCCUCGCCCGCGCGCCGCCGCCCAGAACCCUGUUCACCCGCCUGUACUCCUCCUCCUCCUCCUUGCUGCCCGCGAACGGCGCCGGGGAUGGAGCAGGAAGCAGCAGGGUCGGUGGGGUCGCGGUCAAGCAGGUGACGCGGGGGAACCUGGCGGAGGCGCUGGAGGAGCUGCGGGCGCGGGUGCGCGACGCGGCGUUCGUGGGGCUCGACCUGGAGAUGAGCGGCGUCACGAGCGCGCCAUGGCGGGACACCUUCGAGCUCGACCGCGCCGACGUCCGGUACCUCAAGCUCCGCGACUCCGCGCAGCGCUUCGCCGCGCUACAGCUCGGCGUUUGCCCCUUCCGCUGGGACCCCGCCAAGUCUGCCUUCGUCGCCCACCCGCAUAACUUCUUUAUCUUCCCUCGCAAGGAGCUUCCAGAUGACAUUUCAUCUCACGAAUUUCUCUGUCAGACCACUUCAAUUGACUUCUUAGCAAAAUACCAGUUUGAUUUCAACACGUGCUUCCAUGAAGGAAUAUCUUAUUUAUCCAGAGCACAAGAAGAAGAGGCUCUUCAGAAAUUAAAUGUGUUGUAUCAUGAUGGAAUAGCAUCUCCAAACACGUCUGAAGAGGAAGAUGUGCCAUUAAGGAGUACUGCUGAUCUUCUUUUCACAGAGAGAAUGAAAAUCAAAUUCAAGGAAUGGCGUGAUGUGAUAAUCAGCAACCCAAGAAUGGAUAACCAUUGGCUAGAAUGCAAUAAAUUCAGCACACACCAAUUUCAGACAGUUUUCUUCAAAAUGCACCCAGCUAUUUUACUCAAUGGAUUCACAUCGCAUCAGUUAAAGUUAAUUCAACAGGUUUUAAGAAAAGAUUUUAAAGACCUCAUGUAUAUUUCAACAUUUGGUGAGGAUAACACGUCCGAAAAAAGAGUAGUUUAUACAGAUGAUAGUAACGACAGUGUAUCAUUGAUGAAAGAUUUACAGGAAGAUUUACUCAGAAGUAGAGAAGCAAGAGUCAAAUCAGCAGUAGGAAUACGCCAUGUCAUUGAUCUUCUUGCCUCAGAAAGGAAAUUGAUUGUUGGUCAUAGUUGUUUCUUAGACAUUGCACAAGUCUACAGCAAAUUUAUUGGUCCUCUUCCAUCAACCGUGAAGGAGUUUGCCUUGGGUAUCCACAAAAUUUUGCCGUACAUUGCAGAUACUAGGCAUCUUAUGUCUGCCAGCGACUCGGUUCAAUAUCUGAUGAGGCAGAAAAGCAAAUCUCUGUCCUCAGUUUUCUCAUUGUUGUGCCCUGCAUUUCAUUCAACUGUUGCAGAGCCAUCUACCCUUUCUCCUGUGAGAAUUGAAGUUGAGGCAGAUGAAACAAUGUUAUCUUGCUUUGCUUCAGGUGCUAAGCAUGAAGCAGGGUAUGAUGCUUUCAUGACUGGAUGUGUUUUCGCGCAGCUGUGUGAUCAUCUUGAUGUCAAAUUUGAGCACCUCCCACCUAGGGACAACUUAGCGAUGAAUAAUAAGCUGCAGAAAUACAUCAAUCUUCUGUCCCCAAGCUUUAACAGUGGAACAUCACUUGAUUUAAGUACUGGCAUGGAGAGACCAGAUACAGGUUAUAAGCGUAGAUAUCCUACUGUUUUGUAUGAUAAUGUUGUUCUCAUCUGGGGAUACCAGUCUGAGCUAAGACCAAGGGAUAUAAAGGAUUGCAUCUGCAAAGUGUUUGGUCCAGCUUCAGUCACGACAAUCUUCUCGAUUGAUUCCACUGCUGUCCUUGUUCAGUUCAGUAAACAAGAGUCUGUAAACGAUUUCAUGGAUCUGAAGGCUGCGUUGGAGAAAACAGAUAGUGCUAUAUCAGUCUUGCACCCUCUGUCAACUAUAUUGGAAGGAGGCAAAACACGAGCUGCAAACUAUGACACCUACAGAGACAUUUGUGGCUCAUCUGUAUCGAAGUAUUUCUUUGCAGACCAAGCUGAAGCUGUCUGUUCAAGUUCAAAGAGUCUGCUCAAAUGUGAGAACAUAGAUGCUGCUGAUACACCCGGAGUAAUACUAAACGAGAGUAUCCUUGAUGAAACUAUACCUACCUCAGAAAAGCAUGCAGGCGGAACAAAGAAUGUUUCCAAGAAGGAAGAUGAUAGUGAAAUUUCAUGCCAAGAUAUCUUAGAUGCACUACAAGAUGGCAAAGCAUUAUUCGACAAACGAACAAGAAGCACGUGACUAACAUUAACUUUUGCCUUUAUUGGGGCCUGACUGCUUGAUACAACAAUUGUUCUGAUGAGUAUGUGUUCUAUAAAUGUAUCUGUGCAGGGUGCUUUUUAGCACUCACCAUUGUAACUCUGCAGUACAGCAUUAUCUUGUGCUGACGCAGGCAAGUAUUUUUCUUGAUCUCAUUUAAUAGCGUGAUGGUUUUGAUACCAAAUGCUGCCAUCCUUUGUUAUAAGACAAGCAGAAGUGCAGAACUACUAGCUCAAAUUAUCCUCUGUUUCACUCGUU